Aspergillus steynii IBT 23096 is the source of this 1020-nucleotide messenger RNA. RefSeq names its product isocitrate lyase/PEP mutase family protein. Gene Ontology annotation, molecular function: catalytic activity. The transcript has a single exon. Lineage: Eukaryota; Fungi; Ascomycota; Eurotiomycetes; Eurotiales; Aspergillaceae. The record is from RefSeq and is a predicted model, not a curated record. Bases 181 to 969 code for a protein of 262 amino acids.
GCACAAUGCCUAUCGUCACGGCAGCCACCGGUCUCCGACAGACCCUCGCAGACCCCCAAUCCUGCAUUGUCGCCCCCGGGGUGUAUGACGGGCUGUCCGCUCGAAUUGCCCUCUCCGUAGGCUUCGAUGCUCUCUACAUGGUAAGCCAACUACCUUGACAUCACUACCCGUAUGCUAAUGAUGUCUCCACAGACAGGUGCCGGCACAGCCGCUUCCGUCCACGGCCAGGCAGACCUAGGCAUCUGCACGCUCAACGACAUGCGCGCCAACGCGGAGAUGCUCUCGAACCUCUCGCCGAAAACCCCCGUCAUCGCUGACGCCGACACGGGCUACGGCGGACCCAUCAUGGUGGCGCGCACGACGGAGCAGUACUCGCGCUCGGGCGUCGCCGCCUUCCACAUCGAGGACCAAGUGCAGACGAAGCGCUGCGGUCACCUGGGCGGCAAGAUCCUCGUCGACCGAGACACCUACGUGACGCGGAUCCGGGCGGCCGUGCAGGCGCGCCAGCGCAUGGGCAGCGACAUCGUGGUGAUCGCGCGCACCGACGCCCUCCAGGUGCACGGGUACGAGGAGAGCAUGGCGCGGCUGCGGGCGGCGCGCGACGCCGGCGCGGACGUGGGUUUCCUCGAGGGCAUCACGUCCAAGGAUAUGGCGCGGCAGGCGGUUCAGGAGCUGGCGCCGUGGCCGAUGCUCUUGAAUAUGGUCGAGCACGGGGCGACGCCGUCGAUCUCGGCGGCCGAGGCCAAGGAGAUGGGAUUCCGCAUGAUCAUCUUUCCCUUUGCGGCGCUGGGACCGGCGUGCGAGGCUAUCCGCGAGGCGAUGCUGAAGCUGAAGCGAGACGGCAUCCCCGGGUUGCAGCCGGAAAUGACGCCGCAGAUGCUGUUCCGGGUGUGCGGGCUGGACGAGAGCGUUCAAGUGGAUGCAGACGCCGGAGGAGAAGCGUUCGAGGGGGGAGUGGAUCUGAAGUGAAGUCAGCAGGGUAUGGGUGUAGAUAUUGGUCUGUCAUGUUGAUAUCUGAGG